AUGCGCGAGUUCACCAUCAUCCUCGUCCUCGUGGCAUCGCUCGCAGCCGCAGCCCCGGUCAGCGACUCGUCUUUAUCCCGCGAGCUCGAGGCGAGAAGCUCGAACGAGGCCAACAUCCCCGACAGUACCGACGGCACCGCGCUCGCCGCCCGCGGGCCGUCCGGCAUGGCGGUCAGGUGCUUUCAGCAGCCCGGGUGCACCGGACCAGAGAUUGGGCACUCGCCCGACAAGUAUGACUAUCCCCCCGGCUCGUGGUACGCCUUCGCGAUCAUUAUCCCGCGCUUUCGCCAAAUCAGCUGCCAGCUCGACACUUGGGAGGGAUGGGCCGGCGAAAUGUACCUCAUCAGAGGGGGCUCGCCCAACCUAUUCGAGGGCAAUCGUAUCUCGGGCUCCACCAGCUCCCCCGGCGCCGGCCAGUACUGUGUCGACAUGGCGGAUAGCGAGGCCGCCCUCGCUUGGCCGUCCGAGAAUACCAAGGUUGUGGCUAUUACACACAGGUUUUAG
Vanrija pseudolonga is the source of this 504-nucleotide messenger RNA. RefSeq lists its product as uncharacterized. The record is from RefSeq and is a predicted model, not a curated record. Lineage: Eukaryota; Fungi; Basidiomycota; Tremellomycetes; Trichosporonales; Trichosporonaceae. The transcript has a single exon. Bases 1 to 504 code for a protein of 167 amino acids.